Messenger RNA from Ceutorhynchus assimilis (cabbage seed weevil), 540 nucleotides. Lineage: Eukaryota; Metazoa; Arthropoda; Insecta; Coleoptera; Curculionidae. The record is from the annotation of a GenBank genome assembly.
AUGAAGCGCAAAGGUUCCAAAAGGAGUGGCAAAUUGGAGGACGACAAUGUCCAAACCGAAGACGAGCCUCAAGAGAAAAGAGGCAGGAAAAAAUCCAGAGCUUCCGAGCCCCGUCAUUCAGAUGAUGAAAGUCCGAGCUCUAGCACAAGUAAUGGAAGCCCGGACAAAAAAGGUCGCAGAUCAGGAAGACAAUCCUUGCCCAAAAAAACUCAUGAUGAAGAUGAAGCUCAGUCUUCGGAUGAUGAAGUGCUUGCCACCAAAGUGAGUCCAAAUGGCGAUUCUUCAGAGAAGAAGAAAAAGGAAAAAAAAAUAAAAAAUCAAAAGGCAAACCAUCUAAGAAGAAACAAGCCGAAGUACCUGAGGAGUCUGGGGAGUCUUCAGAUGAUGAUGAAGUGCUUGCCACCAAACAAACCAACUAAAGGGAAACAAGCCAAAGAGGCUGAGGAUGAGGAGUCCACUGCAGAAAAGGAUCCUCUCGCCGACGAUGACGAGGAAGGAGGGGACGAUUCAGAAAGAUUUUUUUAUGAAUUGAGAUUCUGA